AGUCCAUCCUGAAGGGGCGCUUUGCCCCCUCGGGCCGGAUCGAGGGCUUCACCGCUGAGAUCGGGGCCAGCGGCUCCUGCUGCAGGGCGCCCGGCGGCCGGGGGCAGGGCUGGCCUCUGCCCCGCAGCGAUGCGCCUCCAGCCUGCCCAUGAACACCAUGGUGCUCUUCGUGCCCCAGCAGGAGGCCUGGGGGGUGGAGCGAAUGGGCAGGUUUCAUCGCAUCCUGGAGCCCGGUUUGAAUUUCCUCAUCCCAGUGCUGGAUCGGAUCCGCUACGUGCAGAGCCUCAAGGAAAUCGUCAUCAAUGUCCCGGAGCAGUCAGCUGUGACCCUGGAUAAUGUCACCCUGCAGAUAGAUGGUGUCCUGUAUCUGCGGAUCAUGGACCCCUACAAGGCCAGUUACGGGGUGGAAGACCCUGAGUAUGCAGUGACCCAGCUGGCCCAGACCACCAUGCGGUCGGAGCUGGGCAAACUCUCCCUGGACAAAGUCUUCCGGGAGCGGGAGUCCCUCAACGCCAGCAUCGUGGACGCCAUCAACCAGGCCUCCGACUACUGGGGCAUCCGGUGCCUGCGCUACGAGAUCAAGGACAUCCACGUGCCCCCACGGGUGAAGGAGUCCAUGCAGAUGCAGGUGGAGGCCGAGAGACGGAAACGGGCGACGGUGCUGGAAUCAGAGGGGACCAGGGAAUCUGACAUCAACGUGGCCGAGGGGCGGAAGCAGGCCCAGAUCCUGGCCUCGGAGGCUGAGAAGGCCGAACGGAUCAACAAAGCUGCUGGGGAGGCCAGCGCCAUGCUGGCCAAGGCCAAGGCCAAGGCAGAAGCGAUUCGGCUCCUGGCUGAUGCUCUGAUGCAGCAGAACGGCGACGCGGCCGCCUCCCUGGCCGUGGCGGAGCAGUACGUGAGCGCCUUCUCCAAGCUGGCCAAGGACUCCAACACCGUCCUGCUGCCCUCCAACGCCGGGGACAUCACCAGCAUGGUCACGCAGGCCCUGGGCAUCUACAGUGCUCUGACCAAGCCACACGCUGCCAAGAGCCCGGAAGUGACCCCGCCAGCCCUCGAGGUCCCCCGGCCCCCCCGCACAGAGCUGCCUGAGGUGGACCCACGGAAUUCCAGCUAGCAGACGAGCCCGGAAGACUCGGAUCACUGUGAACAAACUGCUGUGGCAGCACCCGGCGAGGAGCAUGGCACCCCGGCUUCUGCCACGUAGGGAGUGCUGCGGGGCGCCUGCCGGGGGUCACGCCCUGCUGCCCCCCCCACGCCAGUCGGACUCUUCACCCUGUUUUGGUUCUUAUUUUUAUUUGGAUUUAAUCAUGGAAUAAAGGAGAUGGCACCGGUGC
This is a messenger RNA of Pelodiscus sinensis (Chinese soft-shelled turtle), 1334 nucleotides long. Lineage: Eukaryota; Metazoa; Chordata; Testudines; Trionychidae. The record is from RefSeq and is a predicted model, not a curated record.